Messenger RNA from Fusarium redolens, 1104 nucleotides. RefSeq lists its product as uncharacterized. The coding region runs from base 1 to 1104 and encodes 367 amino acids. Gene Ontology annotation, biological process: steroid biosynthetic process. The transcript has a single exon. Gene Ontology annotation, molecular function: 3-beta-hydroxy-Delta5-steroid dehydrogenase (NAD+) activity. The record is from RefSeq and is a predicted model, not a curated record. NCBI's taxonomy places the organism in Eukaryota, Fungi, Ascomycota, Sordariomycetes, Hypocreales, Nectriaceae.
AUGUCUGACAUAAGAAAGACUCUGGCACCUCUCAUCAGCUCCAGCCUAGUCGUUGGUGGUUGCGGAUUCAUUGGAUAUCACCUCGUGCGACAGCUGCUGCAAGAUGACGAAAGCGUUGAGGUCUACGUUUUGGACAGAGAUACAUCCAGAAAUCUACACGAAAAUGUCUCGUAUGUCAAUGGAGACAUCUCCGAUAGUGAAUUUGUGCGAGGUGUAAUCAACGAGAUUCGACCUAGUGUCAUUUUUCACUGCGCUUCUCCCAUUGCAGCGUUGCCUAUGAGCAGAGAGGGCGAGUUUUACGCGACAAACGUCAAAGGUACUGAAGUCCUGCUUACGGUUGCGUCUGAAUGUGGUGCUGUUCAAGCAUUCGUCUUUACAUCAAGCGUUGACGCGUACGCCAACCCGCCUCACACAGAUGCUGACGAGACAUAUCCUCUUUGGUCACCGACCAACAAGUCAAAUGAGUACAAUCGGACAAAAGCAAUUGGCGAUCGUCUAGUUCGGGAAGCAAACGGCCCCCAACUUCGUACCGUCACACUACGCCCUGGUCAUGCUUAUGGAGAGAGACAUGUCCAGGGCAUGGUUGAAGUUCUCGACAUGUGCAAGAACAAGAAACUUGUGCAGAUCGGGGACGGGGAGAAUCUAAUGGAAGUUGUAUCCGGAGAAAAUAUCGCGAUAGCCCAUGUUCUAGCUGCAAAAGCUCUCCUGGACCCAAGUCGAGCAGCAGGCAAAGUUGAUGGAGAAGCUUUCAAUGUCUCCGAUGGAGCUCCAGUGCCGUUUUGGCAUCACACGGGAGUUAUCUGGAAAACAGCAAGAGGUGAAGAUGUUUUCAAGGACAUCAUUGUUCUGCCUGCUUGGGUGAUGAUAGUGGCUGUGUUUUUAGCGGACUGGUGCUUCUGGAUUUUCACUCUUAAUACAGCCAAGCCUCCGGUUGAGCUACGAAGAAUCUCACUUGAGUAUUGUGUCUACACACAUACUUAUAGCAUCGAAAAAGCUAGAAGGAGAUUGGCAUUUAACCCUGUUUCGGAUCACGAUGCGGUUGUGGCGCAGUCUGCAAGAUGGAUGUUGAAGUAUCGAGAGAGUAUGAAGCAGAAGUCUAGUUAA